This is a messenger RNA of Naegleria fowleri, 1812 nucleotides long. RefSeq lists its product as uncharacterized. The transcript has a single exon. Gene Ontology annotation, molecular function: protein binding. Lineage: Eukaryota; Heterolobosea; Eutetramitea; Acrasida; Naegleriidae. The coding region runs from base 1 to 1812 and encodes 603 amino acids. The record is from RefSeq and is a predicted model, not a curated record.
AUGAUCACAACGACACAUAACCCUGUGGUAUAUUGUUGUACUCCUUCAAGCCAAUUUUCUGUGGACACAAAAACUUGUCCGAGCAACAUUGACCGUAAUAAUGACACCGAUACCACCCUAUUGAAUUCCUAUAUUGAUAGAUUGCAUUCCAGAAGAUCGAAAUCAUUACAUUUGUUUUUAAGAAAUCUUUCUCGGUAUUCCCAUUCCCACAGUUUGGAAACAAAUUUUCAAAACACUCCAUCAUCAUAUCAAACAUUUGGUCCUUCUCUUUUCGAGCUCCUUCCAGAUGAAAUUAUCCACUACAUAUUUUUAUUUGUGAACAACACAUCGCUAUUGAGCGUCAUGAUGACAUGUCAACGAUUUUAUGAAAUAUCCAAUGCUCCACAAUUUUGGAAGGAAAAAAGCCAAUACGAAGGAUUGAAAAAAGGUGUAUGGGACGGACAGCUGUACUCUAUUCUUGAUGGAGAGUUUUGCAAGAAAUAUUACUUGAACAUUGUGGCACUGAAAAACAGUUGUUACCAAGUGAAAUAUUCAGAAGACAAAAAUAUAAUUUUUCUUUGCCAAGAUUGGACAAACACCAACAUGGGCUUUGCUUCCAAUGCUGCCAUUUAUAUUGACGCUUCUGCUUAUUCAGAAUUUUCAACCACAGUUAACAUUGAGCAGCAAGAAGAAAAUAACAUUGACCUCAUCAAGAGACUGAAAGUAACAUUGCUCAAAUGUUUCACGAUGGGACUGAAAAACGUUUCGUUUUUAGUGGAUGUUUGUAAUUGUGAGGAGUCACAAAUUCCUCAUAUCAAGCAUGUGAUUGAUAUUUUAAAACCCUUGUUACAAAUGAUAUGUAGAAGGAUUGGUUUUCAAGCUCAAAAUUCAGACUAUAUUUCUAUCAUUAAUUCCAAGACCUUAGAAGGAGUGAUAAAAAACAACAUCACAGGUGAAACAUUUCUUAAUCAUAUCAUUGAAAAAUAUCGAGCACUAUACAAUGGCGGCCACAACUUGACAGCAACCAUUCUAAAUAUUAAUAGUAUUUCUAAACGAAAAGACACACUUCGUGUUGUUGCACAGAUUGCACUUGUGAGUGGUCGGCUCGAAGAGAAUGGAAGAUUUGUGUUGCACACCAACAGCCACGAGACAAGUGCAAAAAUUAGAGGUCAAUUUGUGAAGGUAUUUCCAACCAAUGACGAAAGAGUUCCACUGAUUAAUGACAUGUCCAUCAGUACCUCUCCAACUCACUUCUUUAAAGUGGUGACGGUUCAUUUCGAUCUUUUUACAACAGAUUUGACACUUCCCAUAAGAGCAGGUUGCACUCUUAAAGAUUAUCGAGAACAUUCGGAACACUCAGGACAGCUUCUUUCUUUCACAGCACAACUUAUAGUUAUGGGUUCGAACUCUUUAGAAAGUGGAGAAGUGGUCCUAUGUAGUGGUACAUCGUUUUGUUUUCCGACUCGAAUGACUCUGAAGGCCUUAUUGGAUCGUCGAUCGGGAAUGAUAUUGCAAGAAAACCCACCAUUCCUUAACAAAUCAGAAGCUGCCUUAGCAACGUUUGAUAUUUUGGAAGAAGUCGAUCGUUACACCAAUGCUGCUAUCCUCGAUGCCUUUCCUUCUAAUCCAACGUGUGGUCGACUGUUUUUUAAUACCAUUCCUGAGACAAUUCGAAGAAGCAAAUUACCAAUCUUUGUGAAAAAGUUAUUGAUUCAAGAAAUGCAGCCAUGUGCUGUGUCAGUGUGUAAAUCCGUCGAAAGAGAGAACAAGGAAUUGUCUUUUGAAAUUCGUAAUUACAGUGCGAGUGAAUAUGGUAUUGGCAGUCUCUUGUGA